AUUAAAAAAAAGUGACUAGAGGAGGAAUGAACAGGGUCUCAUUUACGCUUUUCUGUCCGUUACGACUUCCAAUUCCAAAGUGACGAGCAUUGACUUGCCCGUUGUCCACUCCUUCAGUUUUUAUUUCACGUCCUUCGUCUUAAUUGAGAAAUGUCGUCACGAUAUUCUUUACGUGCGACUCCUAGAAAAAAGGAACUCUUCGAUGGAAUGGUCGAAACUCCUGGUCGCCGUUCGACGCGACGGAAAUCCCAGUUUCCCCCUAUUGACGGCGCGUCUGAUGAUGGCGACUCAAGUUCUGCUGCCGAAACUGCCACAAGCAGAUCGACCAGGUCUAGAUCUGUACGACGUCGGACAACCGGCAAAUUCCUCGAGAACAUAGACGAUUCAGAUGUCGCACCGAAGGACGAAGAAUUCAGCCCUGUUCCCGAUGAGAAGUUGUCUGCUGUUCUUAAUGAUAAUGCCAAUGGAAAUGGAAAAGAACCAAAACUUAAUGGAAACACGAAUGGUCAUGCAAAUGGUCACGCAAAUGGGCAUACAAAUGGACAUACAAAUGGAACCGCAAAUGGUCACGCCAAGGAACAGGUCGUCGAUGGUUGGAAGCCGGGCAUGGACCCCAAAAUUGACCACUCUGGGGUCUUUGAGUUUGGAGGUAGUUUCGGUGCCUUGGCUCUCAUGAUUGGAUUUCCUACUCUCAUGUACUAUAUGUGGAUCGGUGCUACCUACUAUGAUGGUAAAUUGCCGUUACCUGAGGAUGGCGAGCCUCUUCUUGAAUUCGGCCGACGUAUGUGGGAUCUUGUCUACACUGGCGCAUUCCCCUCUCUACGAGCAUGGAAGAUCUACUGGGUAUACUACAUCUUCGAGGCUGCUUGCUAUAUGCUCAUGCCCGGUGUUUGGAGUAAAGGCAAGCCUCUUCCUCACGAGGGAGGCAAACAGCUUCCGUACUACUGCUCCGCCUACGCCAGCUUCUAUUUCACAAUCGCCGUUAUGGCUGCUUGCCAUUUCAGCGGUGUGUUCAAGAUCUACACCUUCCUUGACGAAUUCGGUCCCAUAUUGUCGGUCGCUAUCAUUUCCGGCUUCUUGUGUGCCUUUGUCGCAUACUUCUCUGCCAUAAUCCGCGGUGCGACACACCGAAUGACGGGUUACCCGAUCUACGACUUUUUCAUGGGAGCCGAGCUUAACCCCCGCAUGUUUGGAAUUCUCGACUUUAAGAUGUUCUACGAGGUUCGCAUUCCCUGGUUCAUCCUCUUUGGACUCAGCUCCGCGGCUGCGGCGCGUCAGUACGAGAACUAUGGUUACGUCUCGGGAGAGGUCAUGUUCCUGGUUAUGGCUCAUUAUCUCUACGCUAAUGCCUGCUCUAAGGGCGAGCAGCUUAUCAUUACUACUUGGGAUAUGUAUUACGAGAAAUGGGGUUUUAUGUUAAUCUUCUGGAACAUGGCUGGUGUCCCUCUUUCGUAUUGCCACUGCACUCUCUACCUCGCCAACCACGACCCGUCGGAGUAUGCUUGGAACAAGUAUGCCUUGGGUGUACUCUUUGUUACGUACCUAAUGGUAUACAUUGUUUGGGAUCAGGCCAACGGACAAAAGAAUGCCUUCCGGGCUAGAGAACGUGGGAACCACGAGAAGCGCAAGACCUUCCCGGCUCUACCUUGGAUAUACAUCGAUAACCCGAAGACCAUCGAUACGCAGACCGGCGACAAGAUUCUCGUUGACGGUUGGUGGGGAUACGCGCGCAAGUUGCAUUAUACGUGCGAUGCGUUCUUCGCCAUCAGCUGGGGUUUGAUCACGGGUUUCAACAGCCCCUUCCCCUGGUUCUACCCCGUCUUCUUCUGCUGCAUGAUCACGCAUCGCGCCAUGCGGGAUAUCGAGCGCUGCCAAACCAAGUACGGCGAGGCGUGGAAGGAAUACGAGAGACAGGUUCCGUACCUUUUUAUUCCGUACAUCAUUUAGACACCCCUAUACAUAUUUUUGGAUCGUGCAUCUCCAGGAAUAUCCAGCCUUUUUCGAUUCGAUGUUGGAGCGCAGCAGUGCAUAUGUGAAGCUUGUGGCCACGCGCGGUUUUUUCUAUGUACAUACUUUUACCAGAUUGCUUACGCCCUUUUUAAUGGCUGCAAGCCAACACACAAACACACACACCAGCAUAGACGACGACGAUGCUGUGGAGAAAACGAGCCGAAACGUACAC
Annulohypoxylon maeteangense is the source of this 2182-nucleotide messenger RNA. RefSeq names its product ergosterol biosynthesis ERG4/ERG24 family-domain-containing protein. Gene Ontology annotation, cellular component: endoplasmic reticulum membrane. The transcript is spliced from 3 exons. The record is from RefSeq and is a predicted model, not a curated record. Bases 151 to 1947 code for a protein of 598 amino acids. NCBI's taxonomy places the organism in Eukaryota, Fungi, Ascomycota, Sordariomycetes, Xylariales, Hypoxylaceae. Gene Ontology annotation, biological process: ergosterol biosynthetic process. Gene Ontology annotation, molecular function: Delta24(24-1) sterol reductase activity.